AUGGAGGUGUCACGCAGCAAAAAGCCCCGCUUGGGCUCUACAGGUUCGCUAUCGGAACACAAUGACAAGCCAGACGCUGUUCUAGCGGAACACCAAACGCCUAUCGGUGGCAGCGACGAGGCCCUAGACCGCCGCCGUCUUAAAAAACGGGAGUCUGAUCGUAAAUGCCAGCGUAUCUCUCGCCAGCGGAAGAAGUCCCGCGUUGCGUAUCUUGAAAACAUGGUGGACCAGCUCAAAGAAGCUGACGCGUCAGGCCAAGUAAACAAUUUACUCCAGCAAAUCUCGCACCUGAAGUCUGAGAGAGAUUCCUUCGAGGAGAAACUCAUGGCGAUCGAUCACAUCCUACAUCCCGCCAACCUAAGUAAUUCAGCUCGUGGAGAAGCGGAAUUUGAAUUACGAAGUAUUUGUACAAAAGCCAUUCCAGAGACACAGAAGGAAGCACCUACAUCACCGUUCAGUCCAAUUUUCGGUGACUCGAAAAAGGAUUCGCCAUCCGAUCCUGAAAUUUUCACGCCACCGGAACUUCACGCGGGGAUCGUAUUGCCACGACUAGACCCUUUUCCAGAGGUGGACAUACGACUCCAGGAACUGAAAACCCAAGAUGAAGUGGCGAGUACGUUACAGGUCAACGAUUUCAAGAAAUCAGAAACGGCAUUCCCCCGGCCAUACCUAGGCACGCCUUAUCCGACGGUUUCGACUCAAAACACAUCAUUAUUGAGUGGACACAGUUGCGGUUGUGGCCAGGCCAAUGCACAGAAGAUGCUUCAUCGAAGCAUCUGGUAUUACGGAAAUAUCACCUUAGGAGGAUGGAUGAAAUGGCCAUCAGUCGCGUCCGCGUAUCCCAAUGCCGAUCCAUAUCUCGAAGACACUUCGGUGCGGGUGGUUGUCGAAGGUUGGGCUGCCAUUGAACGCCGGGGUAAUGUACAUCCAAUCUGGCGCCUCAUGCGUCGCAUGGAUGAAUCAUUGUUCAAAUAUAGUGAGAACUCUACCAUGCGACUGAGCAUCCUCUACGGCGUCGCUCGCCUGAUGUUGGCGCACAUUGAUCAGUCCAACGAUCUAUACAACAAACUCCCUCCAUAUCUGCGCGACGGCCCAAAGCAGAAGACCUACGCAUAUGCUACAAAUUUCCCGGCGUGGCCAGGCAUUAGGAGAGCCCUGAGCGUCAACGAACAUCAAUACUGCUCUAACCACUUUUGGCACAGAUUCAUUAACAGUAUGCGACUACGGUGGCCUUUUGAAUUUCGAGACUGCUAUCGUUAUAAUAAAAGCAAUGGAUCUUAUUCUUUGUCUCCAACCUAUCUGGAACUGGAAGACGAUCUUCAUACCUCCGGUGUCACACGUGACUUUUUUGAUCACUACCCAGAAUUCCGAGGGAUGAUUGCUGCAGUGGAUGAAAUACCCCCGUCACUGGCAAUCGAUAUACCAGAUUUUAGUGAGAGGGCCACCGCGUCGGGUUCAUUGUCGUUCUUCGCUCAGAACCAGCGGCCCGUAUUCCCAUAUGCUAUGCGAGGCCAAAUGGGCCCACCGAUGGCAGGAGACGGCGUGAUGAAUAAACAUGAACAUAGUUGUCAAGAGAUCAUUGAGCAGCCUCAGAGUUUUGUCCAAGAAGCCGGUGCCAACGGAGAACCAUUACCUGGCCAAGAUCCUCAACUACCAUGUCUACCGACUGGUGCUUUCAGCGUUGUGGAAGCAGAUCUGAUGGCGCAAGAUGGCAGACCAAUCGAAGGACCAUGGCUCAACGAAGAAGAACAACUUGAUCAAAUCUUGGAAUGCUCGACAUCAUUCCAUUCCACAUUCUUCCCCGGGCGAGACUUCUUGUGA
Molecule: messenger RNA, 1821 nt
Organism: Exophiala bonariae
Lineage: Eukaryota; Fungi; Ascomycota; Eurotiomycetes; Chaetothyriales; Herpotrichiellaceae
Exons: 1
Coding region: 1-1821 (606 amino acids)
Source: RefSeq, a predicted model, not a curated record